This is a messenger RNA of Microthlaspi erraticum, 1236 nucleotides long. The record is from the annotation of a GenBank genome assembly. NCBI's taxonomy places the organism in Eukaryota, Viridiplantae, Streptophyta, Magnoliopsida, Brassicales, Brassicaceae.
AUGUCUGGAUCACUGAUUCCGGGAUCGAAUCCAGAUCGGAUUCAAUCGCCGACGAUCUCGAAAUCGGUGACGCAGACGGUGAACGGUUCGCAUCAAUUCGUGAUACAAGGUUACAGCUUAGCCAAGGGGAUGGGUGUUGGGAAGCACAUAGCGAGUGAGAACUUCUCCGUCGGAGGCUACCAGUGGGGGAUCUUCUUCUACCCUGACGGUAAGAAUCCGGAGGAUAACUCGUCGUACGUCUCCGUCUUCAUCGCAUUGGCCAGCGAAGGCACCGAAGUCAGGGCGCUUUUCGAGCUCGCUCUUGUUGACCAGAGCGGCAAGGGAAACCACAAGGUUCAUAGCCAUUUCGAACGGUCACUUGACAGUGGGCCUUACACCCUCAAAUACCGUGGAAGCAUGUGGGGAUACAAGCGUUUCUUCAGAAGAAACUUGCUUGAGUCAUCUGACUUCCUCAAAGACGAUUGCUUGAAAAUCAAUUGCACGGUUGGAGUUGUGGUUUCAGAAAUACACUGCCCGCGGUUACACUCUGUUCCCGUCCCUGAUUCAGAACUUGGAUCACAUUUCGGAGUUUUACUGGAUAGCAUGGAAGGUUCUGAUGUCACUUUUGACAUUGCUGGCGAGAAAUUUCCGGCUCAUAAACUAGUACUGGCUGCUCGAUCUCCGUUUUUCAAGUCGAAACUUUUCAAUGAGCUUGAAGCAGAGAAUACAGAGGUCACGAUCAACGAUGUGGAACCUAAGGUUUUCAAGGCUUUGCUACAAUUCAUGUAUAAAGACUGUCUUCCGGAAGCUGUGGAGCCUGUGACAACACAUACAUUUGACCUCUUGAAGCUGCCUGAAAUAUACGAGACAUUGAUUGUAAAGCUUUUAGCAGCAGCCGACAAGUACGAGCUGAAUAGGCUCAGGCUGUUGUGUGAAUCUCACAUAUGCAAAGGCGUAGCAGUCAAAUCCGUUGCCAAGAUCUUAGCUUUGGCCGAUAAAUAUAAUGCUAAGGAACUAAAAAGCGUUUGCCUUAAAUUUACUGCCGAGAACCUAGCAGCUGUGCUGGAGACAGAUGGGUACCAACAGCUGAAGGAUGAAUGUCUGACACUCCAGUCGGAGCUUCUGAAGGCGGUGGCUGGUUACGAGGAAGGCAGCAGCAACAGUACCGGAGGAGCCAAGUCGCAGAGUGUGUGGGGCCAACUUUCUGAUGGCGGUGGAGAUACAACCAGCAGACAUGUUCGACAAAGAACCACCUAG